GCUCGGUGAUAGUUUGUUGGACAUACUGAGCAGGGAGGGAGGAUGAGGGCUUUUGAGUUUACAAAUAUAAUCGAGCCCUUCAUGAGAAAGUGUGUGUGAGUGCUGGUGGGUGGGGCUGUGGCACGUUGUUUUGGACAAAAUGACUGGCUUGCAUCACCCGCACUCGCCCUCACUGCCGAGCCAGCCGGCCUCUCGGGCCUCUCAGCACCACAUUGACAGCAGGCCCCGCGUCCAUCCAUCACUGCCACGGCGGAUAUAGUGCCCCAAACUAGCUCACUGUCAUUUCUGGCCAAAAUACCGGACCUUGCUGAUACUAAACCUGGGCGGCUGUUGCUCUGUCGAGUCCAUCGCCGUUUAAGUGGCGUCUGUGGAGGGCUGUUAGCUUUAAAACAGAGAAGUGGCUCAACAACAAUCCAGCGCAAAGAGCCUGGUUAUGGAUUUUAACCUUCUGACGGACGGUGAUCCCCGCAGCCCGGCGCUGUCGCUCUCAGACUCCGGGACCCCGCAGCAUGACCCGGGAUGUAAAGGCCUGGACCAGAGCGACACAGAGAAAUCCCAGCAGAACCAGCUGGACGAGUCCAGCGCCGAGGACGGCUCUCUGAAGAAGAAGCAGCGGCGGCAGAGAACACACUUCACUAGCCAGCAGCUGCAGGAACUGGAGGCCACCUUUCAGAGGAACCGCUACCCUGACAUGAGCACCAGAGAGGAGAUUGCAGUAUGGACCAACCUCACCGAGGCUCGGGUCAGGGUAUGGUUCAAGAACCGGCGUGCCAAGUGGAGAAAGCGCGAGAGGAACCAGCAGGCAGAGUUAUGCAAAAAUGGCUUCGGUGCCCAAUUCAAUGGACUCAUGCAGCCCUAUGAUGACAUGUACACGGGUUAUUCCUACAACAACUGGGCCACCAAGAGCCUAGCAGCAAGCAGCCCACUCUCUGCCAAGAGCUUCCCAUUCUUUAACUCAAUGAAUGUAAGCCCCCUGUCAUCCCAGCCCAUGUUCUCCCCACCAAGCACCAUCCCCUCCAUGAACAUGGCCUCUAGCAUGGUGCCCACAGCAGUAGCUGGAGUUCCUGCUACGAGCCUCAACAACCUGGGCAAUCUCAACAACCUCAACAGUCCCUCAGCACUCAACUCGGUAGCAGUGACCGCAGCCACCUGCCCCUACGCCACCACAGCCAGUCCCUACAUGUACAGAGACACCUGUAACUCCAGUCUGGCCAGCCUGCGGCUCAAGGCCAAGCAGCACACCAAUUUCGCCUAUCCAGCAGUGCAGAACCCCGUGUCCAACUUGAGCCCCUGUCAAUAUGCUGUGGACCGGCCAGUAUGAACUAGAAACUCUGACUCAGUCAACCAGCUGUAAACUCACUGCUACCCCACUUCACAUCUCCUUAGUUCCAUCUGUAACGUGGCCGAUGCACAGCAGACUGCCAGCUUGUGUGUUCAUGGUACACAAUAAGAGUUAUCUCCACAACUGACACAACAAAUAGACGUGUUCAGAUGGACCACUGCGCUUUGUCGCUGAACUGACCAACUGCUUCAAAUGAUUUUUAAAUAUUAUUGUUCCUUUUCAUUUUUGCCUUCUUUUGAACUGCAUGAUUAGAAUAAAUGUAGAAACCAAGGCUAAAGAAAACAAAGAUGCUGCAACUGGACUGCUGCUGGCCCACAAAACCCUUUGAGCUGCAGUCUUCGCUGCAAAGACAACUGGAAGAUGUAUAUAGUUGAAUUUUUCUGUUUGUUUUGUAUGUGAAAAAUACAUCAAAUGUAGUACGGAUGACAGGAGCAUGUUCUACAAAUACAAAGGCCUAGUUUGAUGUUCUAUGAGCACAUUCUUUAAGAACUUUAUUGUGAAUUCCUCGACCGUUGAAGGAUCAUAGGUCAAAGGUCGGCUUGGAGAGGUGACAGGUUAGUCCUGAAAUACGAGCACAACCUCGAAUUAAAACAAACAAACACACACACAUGCACCAGAAUGAGCAAGAAGUUUCAAGUAAAUAUAAAAAGCCAUUGAGUAUAUAGAUUUGUGUGGUGUUAUACAAAGAAAGUCCAUGACUGUAAACAUGUAUGUAAGAGUGCAGUUGUUAUAACAAAAAACCAAACAAAAAACAAGCGAGCUUUCUUCCUGGUGUAGCCUGCUUUGUCUCAUUCAUGAACCAAUUAAAGGAUCCGAUUCUAUGAACCGU
Pundamilia nyererei is the source of this 2171-nucleotide messenger RNA. It is a transcript of the gene pitx3, whose product is annotated as paired-like homeodomain 3. The record is from RefSeq and is a predicted model, not a curated record. Gene Ontology annotation, molecular function: DNA-binding transcription factor activity, RNA polymerase II-specific; RNA polymerase II cis-regulatory region sequence-specific DNA binding. NCBI's taxonomy places the organism in Eukaryota, Metazoa, Chordata, Actinopteri, Cichliformes, Cichlidae. The coding region runs from base 434 to 1321 and encodes 295 amino acids. Gene Ontology annotation, biological process: anatomical structure morphogenesis; regulation of transcription by RNA polymerase II. Gene Ontology annotation, cellular component: nucleus. The transcript is spliced from 4 exons.